This is a messenger RNA of Nilaparvata lugens (brown planthopper), 864 nucleotides long. RefSeq lists its product as uncharacterized. NCBI's taxonomy places the organism in Eukaryota, Metazoa, Arthropoda, Insecta, Hemiptera, Delphacidae. The transcript has 6 exons. The coding region runs from base 146 to 616 and encodes 156 amino acids. The record is from RefSeq and is a predicted model, not a curated record.
GUGCAGAUGAUACCAGGCGAUUGUUUCGGUGAUGACUCUGACACGAGGUGGAUGGCUUGAUCAGAUGUGAGGAGUUCGGUGUGCAGGAGCGGCGAUAUAUUGAAGGGUAACGGCACUGGUUGAUCUUCGGCUACAUAGCAUUGGAAUGUCGUCUCAUUUGCAUAGGUGUCACUUCCUUCUCUGGACAAGAAAUCAGCAGUUUGAUUUCGUUUACCUGGCAGGCAAGUCGGGUGAACCUGAGAUUUCGGCCGUUGAAGAGGAAGGACAGGUAAUCUCGAGAUUCUUCUGCCACUUGUACCUGCCAGUAUCCGGCGCUGAGGUCGACGGUGGAGUAUAUGGUCUUGCCAUGGAACGUCUGCAACACCUGAUCGAUCUGGGCGGGAGCUUCACGGUCGUCGUCGAGAAUCAUGUUCAGCUGGCGGGCGUCGAGACAGAGUCGGGUGGAGCCGUCCUUCUUCGAAACACAGGCAAUACCAGGAAGGAGUAUGGGAAGCACUUUCCUUCGACUUGGAUCUCCAGGAGGCAUUGUUUAGAUAUUCGGAGGCGACGUCCUGGUGUGACACCUGAUAGAUGUGAGGAGUUUGGUGUGCAGGAGCGGCGAUAUAUUGAAGGGUAACGGCACUGGUUGAUCUUCGGCUACAUAGCAUUGGAAUGUCGUCUCAUUUGCAUAGGUGUCACUUCCUUCUCUGGACAAGAAAUCAGCAGUUUGAUUUCGUUUACCUGGCAGGCAAGUCGGGUGAACCUGAGAUUUCGGCCGUUGAAGAGGAAGGACAGGUAAUCUCGAGAUUCUUCUGCCACUUGUACCUGCCAGUAUCCGGCGCUGAGGUCGACGGUGGAGUAUAUGGUCUUGCCAUGGAACGUCUG